Bombus impatiens (common eastern bumble bee) is the source of this 2911-nucleotide messenger RNA. Its product is annotated as zinc finger protein 62-like. The coding region runs from base 580 to 2697 and encodes 705 amino acids. The transcript has 7 exons. The record is from RefSeq and is a predicted model, not a curated record. NCBI's taxonomy places the organism in Eukaryota, Metazoa, Arthropoda, Insecta, Hymenoptera, Apidae. Gene Ontology annotation, biological process: regulation of transcription by RNA polymerase II. Gene Ontology annotation, cellular component: nucleus. Gene Ontology annotation, molecular function: DNA-binding transcription factor activity; RNA polymerase II cis-regulatory region sequence-specific DNA binding.
UUGUUCGUUUCUUAAAUGAGAUUUUUCACAUUUUAAUAUAUUAGCAUAUACCUUUUUCGAACAGAUAAUCGUUGCCGUUUUGUAGCCAUUUUGCUAUCCGUUGAUAAAUACAAGACAUAUUCGUACCGACUGGUGAACCGCGUACCUCUUGUCACAUAUAAAAUGCUAAUGCUUAUUUCAAUGUUUUGACCGAUCUUCGUCUACAAACCUUUUCUUUUUUUUUUUAACAUAAUAUUAUAUUAAAGAAUGUAUACGUGUAACAAGUACAUGCAUAAUCACGCAUGAUACAGAAUAUCCAAAUGCUGUGAAAAUCAAUUUAAAAGCGAAUAGACGUGAAGGACACAAUCGCAUUUAUAUUUUUCCUUCGAUAUGAUUCUUUAAUAUUGUUUGUACUUUAUUUCACUAUGUGAUUGAAAAAGAUGUAUAUAAUAUUACAGUUUUGAUAGAUAUGUCUUUUAUAUAUACAGAAAACUUAAAGAAUAAUAAAGUAUAUAUUUUGCAAUGUAUAAGGCAAUAUAUUUAUGCACUCUAUAAAAAAGCGCCACUUUUUGGACAUCAGAAUUUAGAACCAAAUCUAUUAUGGAACUGUCACAUGAAAUAUUGGAUACAAUAGAUAUUAACGAUGACAAAGAUGUGAUGGAAGUAUUGAAGCAUGCAAUCACAGAAGAAAACAUUAUAGUAGAAUCAGAAACUACAGAAGAUUCUGUAGAAACAGAAAUAGAAGAAAUUAUAGAAAUAAUAGAAGAAAUAGAAGAGGACAAAGAAGAAUCACCACAGGAUGACAUUAUUCUUAUUGAAAAUAAUAAUGGGAAAAUUAAACCAGAGAUGGAAGUCUAUGCUUUUGACGAAGAUAGUUCUAUAUUUAAGACACAUACUGAUAAUGAACAUGAAAAGAAAGAACAAUAUGAUAAAAGUAGUAAUAAGCAAGUUAUAGCAUAUGAUGUAGAUGAAGAUUGGCAAGACGAAGAUAUGGAAGAAGAAGAGUAUGAACUGAAGUUUGGACAGAGUUCUAAUGUAUUAAAUCACACAGAAUCUUUACAAAGUCAAAGAAUAUCAAGCAGUGAUAAAAAAUAUGUAAAUAAUCAAACAACCUCUUUACCAUUACAAACAAAUAAAACAGAAUCCAGGGAUAAUGUAGAAUCUUCAGACAAAGUAGAGAAAUCUAAAUUAAGCCUAGAGUUUAAAAAUAAUGUGAAUAGCGACGAAAAUAUUGAUAAUAAUGUAAGUCAUGAGAUUGUGAAAAAUGUUGAGAAUAAUCUAUUAUACACUGUUCUUGGUACAAAGAAGCAAAGUUCAGUAAAAACAUUUCAGGCAGAUAAACUGUCGGAUACUCAUUAUAUCAAGGUGGAACAGCUUGACGAACAUACUAUACCAAUUGGAGGAACAAUUUAUUAUGAAGCAGAUAAUAUAGAAACAUUGUAUGUUGCACAAACAGUAGAUGAUAGUGAACAGUAUUAUGAUACUGCAAUAAUAGAAAAUGAAGAGCAAGUAUGGGAAACAAUUAAUUCAGAUACCAAUCAAAACCAGGAGAAAGAAAAUUCUCAGGAUCAAAUAUUUUUACAUGAAGAUGAGGAUGGUCAAUUAUAUUUCAAAGAUGAAACUGGUACUUUACAGCCAGUGUAUUUGACUGAAGAUGGACAUUAUGCUAUUGCAGAAAUCAGUGAUGGUUAUGAGGGCAAAGAAUCACAAAUGAAAUCUGACCAGAAUGCUAGACAAGUAGACGAAGAAUCUUACUCUAUGCCAGAUAGUGAACUCAAAUCUAUUCAUAAUAAUAAACAGAAUUCUGUAAUAUCUGCUGCUGAGCUAGAUAACGAAGAUAAUACUGUGACUAUAUCUCUGAUAAUAUCCGAGGAUGAACAUGGACAAAAAAGAACUCAAGUUAUUAUACCAACAACGGAUAACUUAAAGUGUGAUAUUUGUAAUAAAAGCUUUAAAACGUCGUUCCAAUUACUUCGACACAAUAGACUGAAACACGCUCGGGAAGAAGAUAUUACAACCAGAAAUUUCCCGUGCGAUUUAUGUCCUAAAAGAUAUCCAGAUCAAAAUUCUUUAGCUCGACAUAGAAAGACUCAUACUGGUGACCGACCAUUUCAGUGCCUCGAGUGUCAUAAAAACUUUCCAACAUCUACCGCUCUACGUCGUCACUUGACACUUCAUAAUUCACAAUCUCGACCUCUUCCGUGCAUUUACUGCGGUCGCCGCUUCGUAGAUAAAGCUAGUCUGGUUAAACACGAGCAGUCACAUUUGGCUGGUGAUCAGCGGACCCACACAUGCGAUGUAUGUCAUAAGUCAUUCUUACAUGCAACUGAUCUGAGUCUACAUAAAAAAUAUCAUGAUCCUGAUAAGAAAUUUGACUGUGAGGUUUGUGGUCGAGAGUUCAACAGAUUGAACAAUUUGCAGAGACAUAUGAUGGUACAUCAACAACAAGGGGCGAACGAGGAAAUACUUUCUUGCGACGUAUGUGGCAUCACCUAUAAAUUCAUGAGUUCGUUGACGAGGCAUAUGGUGACGACACACAUGAAUCCAGAAAAAUUAAGGCAACAAGCGGAAGAACAACGAAGGAAGCGUGAAAAUAAUUAUCGUCGUUAUCUAGAAAAUCGAAAAAUGUACGAAACUCAACAUUCAGGAGGAUACGGAACAAAACGGAAUUAUCACAACACACGUAUACUUAGUGGAAGUAACGACGAAGCAGCUUGAUUUGCAUUUUCAAAUCACUCGAUGACCGCUAAGAAAAGUACCAUAAUAAAACCAUAGUUUUUCAAAAUAAAAAGAGACAUAAAUAUGAUAAAUAUUUGCAUAUAACAUAGGGAUAUUUCGCUAUCAUUUUCUUCGCUAUAGAUAAUUGAAUAGGUAAAUAUUAAUUUAAUAAAUAUAUGAAUUGUGUAGUGUUUGAAAUAUUCAUGUAUCUUUA